Adineta ricciae is the source of this 1302-nucleotide messenger RNA. The record is from the annotation of a GenBank genome assembly. Lineage: Eukaryota; Metazoa; Rotifera; Eurotatoria; Adinetida; Adinetidae.
AUGGCGUCGGAAAAGUCUUCAACAAAGCCUCAAUGGCUAUGGCAGUCAAAUCCAAAUCCAUUCACAUCAGAUGAAAAGGAGGAAUGGAAAACUUACUUGGAAGAACCUUCGGAAAUACUCGAACAAGCAUAUAGGAAUGGAGACCAGUAUGCUUAUUUGGAGGAACAUACUAUAGAUCUUACAGAAUUUAUCCAAUUUCGAACGAAAGAUCCAUCCAGAAGAAGACCUAUAAAACGGGUUCUAAUUGACAAAAAGUCAUUGCUGAAACCUAUAAAAGAACUUGGACGCGGUGCGUUUGGUACAGUAUAUCUAGGCACGUAUGGUAAUAGUCAAGUAAUCGCUUAUAAAGUUAUAAGAUCAAAUUCAUCCAAAGAAGCGAUGAGAGAAGCGAAUAUCUUGAAAACGCUGAGUCAUCCGAGCAUUGUUCGAUACAUCGAUGUCAUUCCUACGGCAAACCAUCUAUUACUGGUCAUGGAAUACAUAGAUGGAGGUACAAUAUUUAAGUACAUUCGAAAGACAUCAUAUUCAAAUAAGUAUUGGAGUGAUUGUAAGAAAAUGAUGAUCGCUGUGGCCUAUGCUCUGAAUUAUUUGUCUGAAAAGCACAUUAUCCAUGCUGAUUUGAAAUCGGAUAAUAUCUUAUUGACAUCAGAUAAUACAGCAGUUCUCUCUGACUUUGGUCUUUCGAAAGUUGUCAAAGACUCAGACAUACCAUUCAGCAACGCGGCUAGAGGCGCUAUACGAUGGUGGGCACCUGAACUUUGCGCCAGUCGUCGGGAGCCACCUUCGUAUUUCUCCGAUGUGUGGGCUUAUGGAUGCGUCCUUUUGGAAAUAAUAACGAAAAAAUAUCCUUGGGAAGAUUUUUUCGGAGACAACAGCGAACUGAUGGAUGCUCUUACUGAUGAUCGCAAUAUUAAAGCAUUCGAACAUUUUUGUUAUAAUCUGAAUGCGCCGGACAAUUUCCAUAAAAUACUUCGUUCCUGCUGUUCUUGGUCAAAAAAUCAUCGGCCAAAUUUCAAAAGAAUUAUCAACGAUUUUAAUGAGUUACCAAGUGCCAAUAGUAAUGCUCAAAAUAAAUCUGAAGUCUCAUUUGACUUAAGUGAAGAUGAAAGUUAUCCAUCAUACCCAAUUCCACGACCACAGCUUCCAUUAUAUCCUAAAAAGACAUUAAAUUCUACAUCCUCUACAAGCAAAUAUGAUGAUGAAGAUUAUUCAUCAUAUCCAACUCCACAACGGCAGUACUCGGCACGCCCUAAGAAGACGUCAAACUUCACAUUCUCUUCCAGUAAAUAUGAUGAUGACUAG